Messenger RNA from Loxodonta africana (African savanna elephant), 1853 nucleotides. Its product is annotated as olfactory receptor 7A10-like. NCBI's taxonomy places the organism in Eukaryota, Metazoa, Chordata, Mammalia, Proboscidea, Elephantidae. Gene Ontology annotation, biological process: G protein-coupled receptor signaling pathway. The transcript has a single exon. Gene Ontology annotation, cellular component: plasma membrane. Bases 659 to 1633 code for a protein of 324 amino acids. Gene Ontology annotation, molecular function: olfactory receptor activity; G protein-coupled receptor activity. The record is from RefSeq and is a predicted model, not a curated record.
UCUGCCUUCGUCACAAACCUAACAAUGGUUGGUUUCAAACUGCAGGCCCCUGGUUGAUAGGUCCCACAAAGUCCAUCCCUUCAGAUUAUUAACCAGAAUUUGAGGUUCAUUUUCAAAUUCCCAGGGAAGAAAAUGUUUGACUAACUUUGGGCAGACACCACACUCUUCUGAUCCACUUAGCUGUUUUCAGGGGGCAGGACUGGAGAGCAAAACGGGGGCUGAGAAUACACAUGGAAUCUGAUAAAAUACGAAAGAAAUGUGGGAAAAGCCAAAAUUAUUCAAGAGGCAAAUUUCAGCCCAAAGGAAGGAAGAACUCCCAAGCUGUUGAUGUGCCACAACAAAAAUGAGCCAAUGCUGAGCUGAACACUACAGUAUUCCUCAGAGGUUGAUGGUCUAUGGAGAUAUCUUGAAGGCCAUGACUAAUUUGUGAUAAAGACUGGAAGGAGGGAGUAGAUUUCCCCAAAAAGUGAUACCAGAAGAAGAUAAUGACAUUUGUAUUCCCUUUCAAUGAAUGCAUAUUGGAUUGUUCAUCAAAAUGUGUGCUUUUCUGUUUCUUCUAGGCAUGAGUGUGAGGAAAGUUUGUUUAUAUUAGGAACUCCUGUUUCUUUGUUUUAAUUACCAUUCUUCUCACCUGUUUCCUUAUAGAAAUAUCAGCCAGAUGGAUCCAGGAAACCAAACUGGUGUCUUGGAAUUCCUCCUCCUGGGCCUCUCAGAGGAUCCAGGACUGCAGCCCCUCCUUUUUGGACUCUUCCUGACCAUGUACCUGGUUACCCUACUCGGAAACCUGUUCAUCAUCCUGGCUUUCAGCUCUGAUCCCCACCUCCAUACCCCCAUGUACCUCUUCCUCUGCAACCUGUCCUUUUCUGAUAUUUGUUUCAAUUCCACAAUAGUUCCGAAAAUGCUGAGGAACAUUCAGACACAGAACAAAAUCAUCACCUAUGCUGGCUGCAUCACCCAGACAUCCCUUUUUAUGGUUUUUGUGUAUUUGGAUAAUUUCCUCCUAACUGUGAUGGCCUAUGACCGGUUCGUGGCCAUUUGCCACCCCCUGCACUACAUGAUCAUCAUGAACCCCCACCUCUGUGGCCUGCUGGUUCUAAUCUCUUGGUUCCUCAGUGUCAUAGUCUCCUGUCUCCAUAGUCUGAUGUUGUUGAGCCUUUCAUUCUGUACACACACAGAAAUUUCACACUUCUUCUGUGGCUUUGCUGAGGUCCUCAAGUAUGCCUGUUCUGACACUCUCAGCAAUUACAUUGUGUUGUUUUCUGUGAUUGGUUCUCUAGGUGUUGUUCCUCUUGCUGGAAUUCUUUUCUCUUACUUUAAGAUUAUUUCCUCCAUAUUGAAAAUGUCCUCAGCUGGGGGAAAGUACAAAGCUUUUUCUACCUGUGGGUCUCACCUAACAGUUGUUUCCUUAUUUUAUGGUACAGGGUUAGGGGUAUAUGUCUAUUCUGCCAUUGUCCCCUCCUCCCCAAAGGGGGCAAUUGCCUUGGUGAUGUACACAGUGGUCACCCCCAUGUUGAACCCCUUUGUCUAUAGCUUGAGGAACAGGGACGUGAAUGGAGCCCUAAGAAAAGUUUUCAACAGGCCUUUCUUCUGCCUGUCAAGAGUCAUGGAUGUUGGGACUGGAGAAGUGCUAUGAUAAACAAAGUUCAAAACACUGGGAAUCAAAAACCUUGAAUCUUGGAUUUGUUUGACAGUGUACCCUAUGUCUCUUCUCCUGAAGCAUCAUCAUUUCAAUUUCUUCUGAGUUAUGCAUCCAAAAAUAAUGGCUUCAAGAACUUCCUUUAGUAACAUUUUACACAAAUAGCAACACACUAUAAACUGUUUAGCACCUUGUCCUUUUUCACUUAGCUACACAU